UCUUUAUAAUUUGUAAUUCCAGUAAGAGUACUAUUGUCAAAUUAGAAUAGAUAGAUAACUGUUCUGUUAGUGAGACAUGACCGAAGUAUAUGGCAACCCCAAAACUUAGGAGUUUCCCACAUUCUCUUCACACCUAUUUUGUCUCUAACAGAAUCACUUUUGAAAACAAACUCCUCCAAACAUUUGUCCACUUUUACUCAGUCUUACCAUACCCAACAGAUCCACACGUUAAUAUAGACAGAGACACCUUUGCAGCUCAUCAAAAAAAUGCAUAUUCAUCCACACACCUUCAAACCUUAAUUUCUUCAUUCAUUCAUUCAUUCAUUCUGGAUCAUAAUUUUUUUCCAGCAUCUUUCUCACUGGGUGUGGAAAGAAAUAAUAAUGACCCUUAAGGGUGGUACAACACAGGCUUGUGCAGCAUGCAAAUUCCAGAGAAGAAAAUGCACACCUGAGUGCCUUUUAGCUCCAUAUUUCCCUGCAGACCAACCAAAAAUAUUUCUCAAUGUUCACAAACUAUUUGGAGUUAGCAACAUUGUCAAAAUACUAAAAUAUUUGGAACCUAGUCAGAAAAAAGUAGCCAUGGACUCUAUUAUCAUUCAAGCUAAUUAUAGAGAUAAGUAUCCUGUGCAUGGAUGUUGGGAGGAAAUUUGCAGGUUACAAUAUCAAAUAUGGUUGAUGGAAGAAGAACUUCAUGUUGUUUAUCAACAGCUUGAAAUUUGUAGGCAACAACAACAACAACAGUUACCUCAUGAUGAUGUGACUUCACAGUUAGAAUUGGGAAUGGCGCCGCGUUCGUCUAAUGCGCUUGCACUGUUUAAUCAAACUCCACAACCACAGAGUUAUAAUAUUAACAACAAUAAUACAGUGGCUGCUCCUUUGUCUGUAUCUCAGCAACAUUCCUACUCCAACAGCAAUAGUGUGGAUUAUAAUAACUCACCCCUUUACAUGGAUUCAAAGGAUAAUGCUACAAAUCCUAAUUUGUGGAUUCAGUGCCCUUACACAAGUAACAAUAGCAAUUCAAUAACAAUGCAACCUCAUCAGUUGGUUGCCUCAGAGUCACAACCACUGUCAUCUGUCCAACAAGGAGUUGUUGAAGAUAAUUAUGAUGAAAUGCAUUCAUUUUUUGAUACAGUUGAUGAUAGGCAAUCAUACAUUUAUUCUAAGGAGGCUUAUGAAUCAAGUUCGGAAGAAUCACUGAAAGAUACAAGAAAGUGCACAGAGCAUGUUUCUGAGAAUGAACUGAAGAGUGCAGCUGCUUGUUUCAGCCUUACCAGUGUCAAUUGAUCAGUACUGUGUUGCCUUCAACGAAAUGAAAAGAUGAACUAGGUUUC
This is a messenger RNA of Trifolium pratense (red clover), 1331 nucleotides long. Its product is annotated as LOB domain-containing protein 27-like. The transcript has 2 exons. The coding region runs from base 382 to 1284 and encodes 300 amino acids. NCBI's taxonomy places the organism in Eukaryota, Viridiplantae, Streptophyta, Magnoliopsida, Fabales, Fabaceae. The record is from RefSeq and is a predicted model, not a curated record.